Juglans regia (Persian walnut) is the source of this 477-nucleotide messenger RNA. RefSeq lists its product as uncharacterized. Lineage: Eukaryota; Viridiplantae; Streptophyta; Magnoliopsida; Fagales; Juglandaceae. The record is from RefSeq and is a predicted model, not a curated record. The transcript has a single exon. Bases 1 to 477 code for a protein of 158 amino acids.
AUGGGUUGGUGCAUAAUUGAUGAUUUCGAUGAGCCGAUUUCUCAAGAUGAAAAAUGGGGAAUGAGAGGAGAGAGUCAGAUGGAGGAGUUCAGAAAUGUCUUAUCUCUUGGUAGGUUGAGUGAUCUUGGAUGGAGGGGUACCAAGUAUAAUUGGAGCAAUGGCCACUCAAAUGGGUCUUUUGUAAAAAAAAGGCUUGAUCAUGCUGUUGCUAACCAAGUAUGGAGAAUGGGUUAUAACAAGGUGGAGGUAGAAACAGUGGUAGCUUGGAGCUCCAACCACCUUCCUGUUUUGCUCUCUUGUUAUGAUGACAGCUCCUUGGAGGGAAGAUUUGAGAGACCCUUUCUUUAUGAAUUGAGCUGGGAUCAGGAAAAGGAGUGUGGAGACACUGUGAAAGAGGUGUGGAAGAGGAAUGAGGGAAUGAGAGGUAGUCUCUUAAGUGUUCAGAGGAGUCUAAAGUCAUGCAACCAGGCUCUCUGA